Arabidopsis lyrata subsp. lyrata is the source of this 648-nucleotide messenger RNA. Its product is annotated as putative defensin-like protein 67. The record is from RefSeq and is a predicted model, not a curated record. The transcript is spliced from 2 exons. Bases 210 to 557 code for a protein of 115 amino acids. NCBI's taxonomy places the organism in Eukaryota, Viridiplantae, Streptophyta, Magnoliopsida, Brassicales, Brassicaceae.
UAUGUUACAAUGUGGUAGAUUAGAAAAGCCAAUAGAGAAAGUGGUAGUUUUAGAAAGAAUCUUUCAAAAUGUGGUAUAGAGGAUAAUUUUUUCUAUAUUUUUGUUGGGUCAAAGAUUUAAGAUUGGUUAAAUAUCUAUUUACUAACUUAUUAAGAAAACUAAAGAGGGUAAAAACUUGAAUAUAAUUAGGAAUUGUACACAAAGAAUUUAUGGCUAUCAAAUUUUUAUAUAUAAAUAGAUCAUUUCAUAAUCAAUUAGUUUACAUCAAAUCAAAUCUUAGAAAUAUACAAUAUUGGUUUGUUAAAAUGGGUUCCUCCAAAUUGAUGGUUACAUGCAUUGUUGUUGCUAUUCUGGCCAUUUCAUGUGACAUUCUCUCUGUUGAAAUGGGAAUUAGCGUACAAGCUUUACCUCCGACUUGUGGACCAGAUUGUACUGGAACAUUCUUGAAACAAGACUGCUAUAAAUAUUGUGCAGGUUUAUCUUAUAAACAUGGUGUUUGCAUUCUAUUCAAAGGACUUCCUCCAAGAACUUCUACAUAUCGUUGUUGUUGUGGGUAAAUGAAAUAUAUAAUUCUUCAUGCUCUUUGGUCAUGUAUGUUUAUGUUUUUUUCCUUUAACAAUAAUAUAAUAAAGAGUUUUAUUUUUUCAA